Tuber melanosporum (Perigord truffle) is the source of this 1866-nucleotide messenger RNA. RefSeq lists its product as uncharacterized. Gene Ontology annotation, biological process: mRNA splicing, via spliceosome. Gene Ontology annotation, cellular component: catalytic step 2 spliceosome. The coding region runs from base 39 to 1769 and encodes 576 amino acids. The transcript is spliced from 3 exons. Gene Ontology annotation, molecular function: mRNA binding; protein binding. The record is from RefSeq and is a predicted model, not a curated record. NCBI's taxonomy places the organism in Eukaryota, Fungi, Ascomycota, Pezizomycetes, Pezizales, Tuberaceae.
AUCUAAGACUCGACACAACUACGAUUCCCACAAUAAUCAUGGUACUUGUAAACUACGCUUCGAGUGAUGAUGAGGAAGCUGGCCCCUCGUCAAGCGGAAUCUCCAAUCUCGCCAUAACCUCGUCGACAAAAGUUAUUGCCGCCCCCGAUGUCUCCCUGGAAGACCCUAUGCAGCUCCGCCAGUCCCUAAUAAAGUCGACAGACAAAAAGAUUACAACAAACAUGACCUAUGACCAGCUUUCCGCACCAGUGGUCGGCCCCUCAAACCCUUUUCUAUCCGCCGAGAACGCAUCGCGAAAACGCAAAAACGUACUCACAGGGUACGCCGAAGAGUCGGCAAUCUCUGACUCUACUUUCCGUACACAGCAGCGGACAUUUAUAUCCUUGGGGUACGCGAAGGAUCCCUCCCUCGUAGCCAACGGAAACUCUUUUGUUGGGAAUCAGGACAGUGUUGUUUUACACGGGGGCAAAGACGUAGUCCAACUACGACCCUCGCGGCAAGAAACCGACGCGAUCAAACGGAAGAGGACGAAAAAAGGGGAUCCGUCGAUUCUCGAGGGGGAAAACGCCUACGUGGGUCCCUGGGCGAAGUACAAUGAAGCUAAUACGCUGUCGGAGUCUGAGGAUGAGGAUGAGGAAGAAGAGGGUGAAGAGGAGUAUUCUGCGCCUACGUCAAACCCUAUUGUCGAUAAGGCCGGCAAGGAGUAUCUGGAUGUGAACACUGGAGGCAUUGGGAAGGAGACCACGGAGUUCCAUGGAUCGCAGUUGCGGGAUUAUCAGGGAAGGACGUACAUGCACGUUCCUCAGGACCUAGAUAUCGAUUUGAAAAAGGAGCCUGGAAGCUGGACAAAUUAUAUCCCGAAAAAGUUGGUGCAUACUUGGAAGGGACACACAAAGCCUAUCACUGCAUUGCGAUUUUUCCCGGGAAGCGGCCAUCUGUUGUUGUCUAGCAGUAGUGAUGCCAAAGCCAAAAUUUGGGAUGUCUACCAUGAUCGUGAGCUUCUCCGCACAUACAACGGCCACUCAAAGGCUGUCACAGAUAUCACCUUCAACAACUCUGGUAGUCAAUUCUUAACAGCUUCGUACGACCGCUACAUGAAACUCUGGGAUACGGAAACUGGAAAAUGUCUUCAUCGUUUCACAACUGGCAAGAUACCGCAUGUCAUCCGGUUUAAUCCUGACCCCGCUCUCCACCACGAAUUCGUUGCAGGCAUGAGUGACAAAAAAAUCAUCCAAUUCGACACCCGCACAGAGCAAGUAGUCCAGGAAUACGACCACCAUCUCGGCCCCGUAAACACUAUCACCUUCGUGGAUGAAAACCGCCGUUUCAUCACAACCUCGGAUGACAAGUCGCUGCGGGCCUGGGAAUACGGCAUCCCAGUCCCUAUCAAAUUCAUCGCGGAGCCUUACAUGUACUCCAUGGUCCGUGCCUCGCUUCAUCCCUCGGGCAAGUAUGUCGCGUACCAGUCCGGCGACAAUCAAGUCGUAGUUUACGCCGCGACGGAUAAAUUCCGCCAGAACCGUAAGAAGGCCUUCCGCGGACACAACAAUGCCGGGUACGCCAUUGAUGUAGACAUUUCCCCUGAUGGUCAAUUCCUCAUGAGUGGGGAUUCUGGCGGGUUCUUGUGCUUUUGGGAUUGGAAGACUUGUAAAAUGUAUCACAAGUUUCAGGCUAGCGAUGGGCCGGUUGUCGCGGCCCAGUGGCAUCCGCAGGAGAGCAGCAAGGUUGCUAGUGCCGGACUGGAUAAUGUUAUUAAGUUCUGGGAUUAGGAAGGGGAAAGAAUUGGAUGUCAAGUCCGUUAGGUUGCGGGAGGGAACGGAAGAGGGGGGAGGGGAGGCUAAAUUGUAUUUUAAAUAUCAAUUUUUU